GUAGAAUGGCGGUGACUGCGGGGUGGGGGGCGCAGCAGGGUGUGCGUGUUUGUGAGCGUGUUUGAGGCUCGUCGAGCAGCAGGGGAACUUGAAAACUUCCCCGCGUCCAGCGAGAGGCACAUCUGCGACCGAUCGGGCCCGGAAUCGGCUGCUCACAGCGCCGCUGUAGACCGACAAGAGGACCGGGGUCCGGUUCUCGGCGUUGGAACGAUUUCCGGGACAUCAUGGAUGAUUUAGAUGCUUUGUUGGCGGACCUUGAGUCCACAACAUCCCACAUUUCCAAGCGUCCGCUCUUCCUGGCUGAGGAGGACGCGUACUCCCUCCCUGUUGGGGGUCAGAACCUCUGCUCUCCACUCCAAGUCCCGCCCUCGGAGCUAAACGGACUUGAUGAUACACAGUCCUUCAGCUCCGCUCAGAGAAGUCCUUUGUCUGGAGAGAGCAGCAGUCCAACUCAACCCGUUGGUGAAGAAGACCACGUGUACAGUUUCCCUAACAAGCAGAAAAAUAGUGAGUCAUCAGCUGUUGCCAUGAACUCCGCCUUGGGCAGCAACCUGUCUGAGCUGGACCGCCUGCUGUUGGAGCUCAACGCUGUCCAGCAAAGCACCCCGGCCUUCCCCACAGAAGAAGAAGCACCUCCCCCGCUGCCCGCCAGCAGCGUCAUCCACCACGUCCAGGAAAACGGCGUCUCUACUUCCGGCAAGGUCGCGCCACGCGUGUUGGAGAAGCCCAAGCGCAGCGCUGCAGCUCGGGCAAUAGAGGAUGUACGACCAAGUGUAGAGAGCCUUCUAGAUGAGCUGGAGAAUUCGGUGCCCUCACCCAUUCCCACGCCCUUGGUUGUGUCAGAGCAACACACGGAUGGACAAGAGGAAACUCCGGCACAGCAGCAAGCCAGAAUGUCGGCCUCCUCUGCCACGCGAGAGCUGGAUGAGCUGAUGGCCUCCCUGUCCGACUUCAAAGUCCAAAGCAAUUCUGGCUCUCAGUCAUCUGUGAAUCAGGAGGCAGUGGACCCUUCCCUGGUAGCUGGUUCCCCAGGAACAACCCUGUCUAUACACCCUCACAUUGGUUCAGUGCAUACUCUCCUAGCUUCUAGUUUCACUACGCCGCCCUGUAGCCCUCUUCCUUUGGAACUCCAUAUAGAUGAAGAUGGUACUUCGGCCUCGCCGUCUGCAGCUUCUUCCUCUGUAGUCAAUGAAUCGUUCAAGAGCCUUCAGCACUCCCGGAUCCAACAGAUGAAUCAUGAUGUCAGUGUCACGUGUGAGAGCACUCGGGAGGAGAGCUUCAGUGUCUCUAGUAUCACAAAGCCUCCUAGUCAAACGGAAGACAACAGCAGGACACACACGUCCAUCACUCUAGUCUCCGCUAAUACGAUCGCUAGUGACCGAGGUUCUAGUCCAGUAACCACUACCAGCGGCUCCAGUCGAGUAGUUGUUUCAGGCAGCUCCAGUCCUGUUAGUCUCUCUAUAAACCCCAGCACCAUUGUUAGAACCCAGAGUCCCAGUCCACCUGAUCUUAAAUGCUCAAGUCUAAAUUGGUCUUCAAAGAAUCCAAGCCCAAUCCCUAAAAGCUCCGGUCCACUUUCUAUAAGUCAUCCCCCGGUAGACGGUAAAAAGACUGCUGGUCCAGUUCCAAAAAGUGUUUGCGCAGAAAUAGUUCCCAAGAGUGCUAGUCCAGUGUCAAUUGCACGACUUUCAAGUCCAGUACCACCCAUUGCAAGUCCUGUAACAGUCCCGUAUGUCUCUAGUUUAGCACGGGUGUCCAAGGGUUCUUGUCCCGAUACAUUGCCAUUGGCUGCUUGCCCAAGGAUUUCAAGUCCCGCCUCAGUCUUCAGAAAUAAUUACACAGUCCCAGGUACCAGUAGUCCCAGAGCUUCACCGCUUCCAGCUGUACCAUCAAACAGCCUGUCCCUCCAACUUACAGAAAAGCAGGACGGCGAAAUGAUGGAUUCUAUGUGGCCAUGUCGGGAACCUUUAUUAGACGAUGCUUUAGACAAGCUCUUAGCCCCCAACUCCUCCCGAAUGAGUGACAUCCUGCCACCUUCUUCGGUUACGUCCGGGGAUGGAGACCGGUUUUGGGAGGAGGAAGACGGAAUUUACCCUGAUCUCAGCCAAGAUGGAACCCUGACACCCAUGACUGACUCCAGCUGGAUGGAUGAGUGUUUCACCCCUUCAACCUGCCCCGGGACACCAGAUGCAACGCUGGACCUUCCCGCACAGCAGCCCUCUGCUGUCGAUCGACUCUCUGCUUCUGGCCAACUGAAGUCGGUUAUCCGCCGCACCAAAGAGACCUCCAAUGUGCAUCCAAUGUUCAGGGAAGGAAUGUUGCGACGUAAAAUGGGACCGGUCAUUGUGAAUAAGAGCAACUCGCAAGACCGACUUAUUGUGGAGCUGCAGGGGAAACUGGGAAUUGGGCGAGUGGAGCGCAAGCGCAAACAACAGCCAGACGAUUGGAUGACAGAGGGAGUCAUCGUCAUGUCCAACCCUCAGCGAACGCGGGAAGAAAGGCUCCAGCCAUCUGUGGAUAAGAUCAUCAUCCCUCCCGAAUCCCCCGCCCCACAGAGAAAAAUCCUCCCCCCUCCGCAGUCUCCCCCAGCGCCCAAAAAGUUACCCCCCGUGAAGCAGACUCCUCCCCCACUACCUCCUCCCCCUCCCCCACCCGCCCCUCCCCCUCCUCGAGAACCUCCCCCUCCUCCCCCCAAGGACCCGACCCCUCCCCCUACUUCUCCCCCUAAGGAAGAUACUCCACCCCCCAGGGAACCUACGCCCCCCCCUUUCCAGCCACCUCCAGCACCUAGCCCCCCUCCAAAGCCCGUCACGCCACCUCCGCCUCCCAAGGUCUUUGUGUCAGUGGGCUGUCAGACCGAGUAUGACCCCAUCUUCCCACCGAUGCAGAUCCUGUCCCAGGGAAAGACCUCUCCCACCGGCCCCCCAAAACCAGCCAACAAGCUGGACAACAUGCUUGGAAGCCUGCAGUCCGACCUCAACCGGCUCGGAGUCCAGACGGUGGCUAAAGGUGUUUGCGGAGCCUGCAAGAAACCCAUCGUUGGGCAGGUGAUGAUAGCGCUGAAUUACACACACACACACACACACACACACACACACACACACACACACACACACCGACUGAGCGUUUGGUUGUCCUUUGUUUUACAGAGAGUUGUGACCGCUUUGGACAAGACUUGGCAUCCAGAGCAUUUCUUUUGUGCCCAGUGUGGAGCCUUUUUCGGGCCAGAAGGUUUCCAUGAGAAGGACGGGAAGGCGUUCUGCAGAAAGGACUACUUCGACAUGUUCGCCCCUAAAUGUGGUGGCUGUGCCCGUGCCAUCCUGGAGAACUACAUCUCUGCCCUCAACUCACUGUGGCACCCCGAGUGCUUCGUCUGCAGGGAGUGCUUCACGCCUUUCAUAAACGGCAGCUUCUUCGACCACGACGGCCAGCCGUACUGUGAGUCGCACUACCACGAGCGCCGCGGCUCGCUCUGCUCCGGCUGCCAGAAGCCCAUCACGGGCCGCUGCAUCACCGCCAUGGGCAAGAAGUUCCACCCGGAGCACUUUGUGUGCGCUUUCUGCCUUAAGCAGCUCAACAAAGGCACCUUCAAGGAGCAGAACGACAAGCCGUACUGCCAAGGCUGCUUCGUUAAGCUCUUCAGUUAGACCGUGUGCUCGUGUAUAAAUGCGUUUGUACACCCGUACACACAUUGAUUUUACUAGUCUGAAUGCACGUGUGGAUGUGUGUGUGCACUCACGUGUCUAGCAUGUAUGAGUCGGUGAGUCACGUCAUUCGGUAUUGCCCCUCGGCAUGGAAGGGGCUUCCCCCGGAUGUCCGACCUCUCAGGCUUGGCCUUUCACACUUUUGCUAAAGACAUUUUUAACAGAGCCCAAAGAGAUCUUCAUUUAAGGUUUUCCUUGAGUGUGCAGCAAAGAAAAUACCCCCCCCCCCCCUCCCGGAUUCUUUUAGCUUUAGAAACUAUUGAGGUGCCAUUUAAAAAUGACCGUGAAAAUACUCACAUACAUGCACACAGACACACACACCAAACGUGUCCGUCUUCUUCUUUACUUCUUUAAAAUACCACUUCAAACUUUGCACACUCCAACCAUAGAUCUCUUGAUGAGACAGUCUUAAGGUGCAUUUUACAGGAGCCAGAUGUUAGCUAGUUGUUAUUUUUCUACUGUUUUACUAUGAAAUUGAACCCAGAGGUUUUGAGCAUACGUAGGAUUCAUGUUUGUGCUCUUGUGAAUUCAUUAUUGCCCAUCGGGAGAGAGAUCCAAGAUGAGUCUAUAUAAAUACAUUAGGCCAAGUUGUACCUGCUUACCACAAAGUCUGCAUAGCGUCAGUUACCCUCAAAUAAAAUGAAACGCUAGUGACUGAUGAUGACAAAAAGGAAUCAAUAAGAAUAAUAUAUGUAUUACGGCAAAUACGGCUGAACUUACAAUAUGAAUUUAAAACAAGCCAAAACAAAGUUGAUUGUCUUUACUCCACUUUAAAAGUAAAGAUUUUCAUGCUUUAUGUAGUUUUAAUUUAGAAUAGAAGUUUCUCCUGUUCAACAUUUUUCCAUAUUUUACUAUUGCUACUGUCAUGAAUUUAUCACUGUAUUGAUUCUAUUAAAAACCCUGGUUAAAGAUUUACAAUCUGAUUGUGUUUUAGAAGCAUGCUUUCUUAUAUGUGGAGUUUUAGCAGCAGUGGCUGCCAGUUGCUGGUACAAUCAGAAUCUAAAUUUGUAUUUAGACGGCAGAACCGUGUUUUGUCACCUUUUUAAUGAAAAAAAAUAUACGUAUAAAUAUAUUUUUGAGCUGUUUGGGUUUACACUGAUAUGCAAAGAGCUGGCUCUAUUGGCAUGCAGGCUAACAGUAGUUUCAGUUCUCACACACAAGUACCAGCUUUGAUUCCAGUGUGUAAGACUUUCAAGGAAAUGCAGCCCUAAUUAUCACUUUGAGUCAUGAACUAUGACCCUGAGCGGAUGUUAGUACUUGACUCACUGAUGGAAGCUGGAUUUUGGUGUUUGCUGGUCAGGAAUCAGAAUACGACACCAAGCCACAGCCAAGCCUCUAGCGACAUUGAUGUUAUGACUCGUUUCACCUUUAUUUUACGUGAAGCUGCGUUUCGUGACAUGAGAAAGAUUGCUUUUCUUUUUUUGGGGACAAUAAUACUUUGUAAUUUUGAUUCACUGUGUGCGCACAGAGUGAAUAUGCAGUAUUUACAUUCAUUUUGUUUUUACUUUGAUGUUUCUCUUGUGUCAAAUGCGUCAAUGCAAUAAGGUCUUAUACACUGUGGAGUUCUCAGCCUUUCGUUUGAUUCGACUCUUUAUGGGCUGAAUUCUUGGAGAGCUUCGUCUGCUGUGGUGCAACUUAACAGCCAAUAGUUUACGCUGAUGGACAAGGGGUCCAUACCGAGUCCCUCAGCAGAGAGUAAAGUGUACACUUGUAGCUGAUUCAGAUUGACUGGAAGUAGCAGGGGGACAUAAAGAGGAAUUAUGAGUUCGCUUUGCCCCAUGCAUAUGUAUGUGCUUACUGUAUACUGCCUUAUCAUUUUGGAUCCUGUCAAAUAAUUCAUUGAAAAAAAAUCUAAGCCUUUUACUGUUAAUAAUAUUAUGUGAACUUUGUAAAUGGAGACAUUCUUGUGAAACUUUACAAAUUACAUUUUCUUGUGAGCCACAACUUUUCUGCCGUUUUGUGUGGGUGGGGUGUAAGCCCAUGUGGGUCCUGAUUACUGAAUGAUUAUAACUGCUGCAAAUAAAACAAGUGUUUCUGGCA
Gasterosteus aculeatus aculeatus (three-spined stickleback) is the source of this 5744-nucleotide messenger RNA. The record is from RefSeq and is a predicted model, not a curated record. Lineage: Eukaryota; Metazoa; Chordata; Actinopteri; Perciformes; Gasterosteidae.